AUGGAUACAAAUGAAAACUAUCCACCAAAUUUAUAUAACAAAGUUAAUUUAUUAAGAUUUCAAAAACCAGUGACAACACCACCAACGACAAUAUCAAGUGGAUCUGCAUCAUCCACACCUUCUUCUACUGGACCAACUUCGUCUUCAUCAUCAUCAAUUAGCAGAUACUCAAUUAUAGCAAAUUCACUAUCACCACAACAUAACCAACAGCAACAACAACACAACCAACAAGAGCAAGAACCAUACAAUGAAUCAAUGGAGCAAACACCAUCACCUCCGCCACCACAGCAACAGAAAUCUACUAUUAAAAAAUCAUUAACAGAAUGGUAUCAAUUAAUUGAAAGUGAAAUGAUUAAAUUUAGAGAUCCAAACAAUAGAGCACCGGAAUUUAUCAAAUAUCUUACUCAAAUUUUCCAACAAGCAUGUGAUAACCUAGAACAUAAAAACUCUAUAGAAUUUACUUCUAUUUUAUUUAAUCGUGCAAUAUUUCAAAGUGAAUGUGGUGAUGACGAUGACUCAAAAGGAACAUUAAAAUAUAUGAAAGUUUUAAAAAUGAAAAGAUCAGAUAUCUACAUAUUAUUGGCAAAAUUAGAAAUGAAAAGUUUUAAUUUCUCAAAGGCAAGAUCAAAUAUUAAUCGAGCCAUUCAAAAGAAAAUAUCACCCACCAAGGAUCUAGAGGAUUUCUUAAGGGUCAUUGAUAAAGAAGAGGAGGACUUUAAAAGAAAUGGUGGUAAUAAUAUGAAUAUCUAUAGUACCAUGGAAAAUGACCAACCAAUGGUAAUUAAUCUCCAAUCCUCAUUUAACCAGCAGCAACAAUCACAGCAGCCAAUGAGUACACCAGUUCAUUCGAAUAACUUUGCCCCUUCCAAUUCAUCAGUUUUAACAAAUAGAAAUAGAAUCUCUACUUUACCAACACCCACAUCAAAGCUAUCAAUUAAACCAAUUGGUUUAACUUCACAACCCUUAAGAGUAAAAAAUAAUUCAAAUUUAAACAAUCAAUCAAUAGUUAUGAUGGAAAGUGAUGAGAUGGAGGAUGAUACCAAACCAACCAAAAAAGAUCAAGAGUUUGAAAAUAAUGAAAGUGGUGAUGACGAUGAUGAUGACGAUGACGACGGCAAUGAUAGUGGUGAAGACGAUGGUGAGGAGUAUGAAGAAAAACAAGAAAAUCAAAUAAAUCCAUCAUUUAAUCAUAGUAACUUAUCAAUAAAAAAUAAUAAUAAUCCAACAUUUAUACCAACUAUAACACCAACAGCAUCAUUAAAUAAUAAUCAAAACAACAACCAAAAUAAUGUAUUAAUAGAUCCACAACAAAGAAGAAGCUCAAUACAAAAUCAAAGAGCAAAUAAACCACCAGUAAUUCCUCCACCAUCAAAAAUUAAACAACAACAAGAACAACAGCAACAAAAGCAAUUACAACAACAUGAACAACAAAAGCAACUAUUACAAGAACAACAAAAGCAAUUACUCCAACAACAACAACAACAACAGCAACAACAACAACAACAACAAGAAAUACAAAAACAAAAUCAAGCCCAAGCAACAACAGCUCAACAAAAACAAAAAUCAAUACCACAGCAACAACAGCAACAACAGCAACAAAGCUUUGAGGAAAAUUUUGAUAAACAAAAAUCAUUCGAAAUUGCUAAAAGUUGGAGUGAAGUUGCAAUGGUAAAUAAUAAACCGUAUUUAAGAAUCGAAUUUAUAGGUAAAGGUGGUAGUGGUAAAGUUUAUAAAGUUUUAAGCCAUGAUUUAAAAAUUUAUGCAUUAAAAUAUGUUUGUUUAAGAUCUGAUCAAAGUGAAAUCGAAGCACAAUUAAAUGAAAUAGAAAUGUUAAAAAGAUUAAGAAAAAGAAUUAAUAUUAUUCAACUAAUAGAUUAUGAAGUGAACAUUUCAAAGGCAUAUAUUUUAUUGGUUUUAGAAUUUGGAGAAAUCGAUUUAUCUAAACUUUUGCAAAGACUUCAAACACCAACCAAUGUUAAUUUCAUUCGUAUUUAUUGGCAACAAAUGUUACAAGCAGUGCAUACAAUUCACGAAGAAAAAAUUAUCCAUGGUGAUUUAAAACCAGCAAAUUUUGUAUCGGUUCAAGGAAGUCUAAAGCUAAUUGAUUUUGGUAUCGCCAAAGCAAUUCAGUCUGAUGAUACUACAAAUAUUAUUAGAGAUAGUCAAAUUGGUACCAUUAAUUAUAUCUCACCAGAAGCUCUAAUCGAUACCUCUCAAGGUGCUGGCUCUAAGCAGUGUAUGAAGCUAGGUAGGGCUAGCGAUAUUUGGUCUUUAGGUUGCAUUCUCUAUGAAAUGGCCUUCGGCUAUCCUCCAUUCAAGAACUUUUCAAACAUGUUUAUGAAGUACCAAGCAAUUAUAAACCCCAAUCAUAUAAUCGAAUUUCCUAAACAUCCAAAUGAAAAUUUAGUAAAUGUUUUAAAACUUUGUUUAAAGAGAAAUCCUCAAGAAAGACCCACAAUUCCAAAACUUUUAGAGCAUGACUUUUUAAAACUUUAA
Messenger RNA from Dictyostelium purpureum, 2496 nucleotides. RefSeq lists its product as uncharacterized. The coding region runs from base 1 to 2496 and encodes 831 amino acids. NCBI's taxonomy places the organism in Eukaryota, Evosea, Eumycetozoa, Dictyosteliales, Dictyosteliaceae. Gene Ontology annotation, molecular function: ATP binding; protein binding; protein serine/threonine kinase activity. The transcript has 3 exons. Gene Ontology annotation, cellular component: kinetochore; nucleus; spindle. Gene Ontology annotation, biological process: protein localization to kinetochore; chromosome segregation; peptidyl-serine phosphorylation. The record is from RefSeq and is a predicted model, not a curated record.